This is a messenger RNA of Owenia fusiformis, 848 nucleotides long. The record is from the annotation of a GenBank genome assembly. NCBI's taxonomy places the organism in Eukaryota, Metazoa, Annelida, Polychaeta, Sabellida, Oweniidae.
AGCAGACAAGAUGCCACAAUUAAUGACAGAUAUCAAGAAAAAAAACUAUGGGAAUACAUUUGUAUUGUCAAUAUCACCAAAUGAUGUGUUCUACUCCCAGAGUAGCAUUAAAGCAACAUUUACAGAUGAGAGAUACUCGCUUGAAGAAACAUUUAUUUCCCUUGUUAGAAAUGAAGUAGCAGUUGCGACACUUCCAAAGCUAGAAGUUGCCAUGAUUGAUGGGAAAUUCUGGGUAACCAGUGGCAACCGACGAUUAUACCUCUUCAAGAUUCUCAACAAAUGGGGCCUUUGUGACAUUAUCAAAGUCAAAGUAAAAACAACAAUAAAUGAAUAUGUCUUCACACAACGAUUCACAACAAACAAUGGGGGGACAACUGUUAAAGUGAGAGGGAAGAAAAAUAUGACAAACAAACUGAAUCAAAUUGCAAAGAAAUACAUAUCUUCAAGAUAUUCUGAUGAGACCUUUACUGAUGGCAGCUAUACAGACAGUGAAUAUACAGAUGAAGAAUAUUCCAAUGAUGCAAGUGUACCAAUAAGAGUACCUGAACCUUAUACUGGUCUUCGUGGUUACUCUGAUGCUGUGAAAGGAAUGUACCAAGAGAAAGUGCCACAAAAAGUUGAUGACUGUUCUAUGAGUGAGAACACUAAGCCAAAGCAUACACAUAAAAUCCAAUAUAUAGAACAUAUGUCUACAAAUACAUUCGAAACCAAAGAAAAUAAAGAGAAUGAAACUCCAACCUCCUGGUUUGGGAAAGUUAUUUCAAGAAUUGUACAACUGUUUUCUUAAAUGGCAGGUGUUGUCCUAUAUAAGUGAAUGCCUGACUAUGCAAUAAGAGCAACUUGAUAAG